This is a messenger RNA of Myodes glareolus (Bank vole), 810 nucleotides long. RefSeq names its product myosin light chain 10 (gene Myl10). The record is from RefSeq and is a predicted model, not a curated record. NCBI's taxonomy places the organism in Eukaryota, Metazoa, Chordata, Mammalia, Rodentia, Cricetidae. Gene Ontology annotation, molecular function: calcium ion binding.
UUAUGAAUCUCGGUCCACUGCUCCAGCCGGCUGCUGUGUGUACAGGGAAGAAGGACGAUGGUACCGGGGCCAUGGUGUUCUGGGACCUGUGGCCUGGCACUGAUGACUGCUGACCUCUGGAGGAAGCAGUGGCCACAAGGAUUCACCUCUUCCCCACAGGCACCCAGAAGAGCCCGGAAGAGAGCAGAAGGUACAGCCAGUUCCAAUGUCUUCUCGAUGUUCGACCAGUCCCAGAUUCAGGAGUUUAAAGAGGCCUUCACUAUCAUGGACCAGAACCGGGAUGGCUUCAUCGACAAGGAAGACCUGAGGGACACCUUCGCUGCACUGGGUCGCAUAAAUGUCAAGAACGAGGAGCUGGAAGCCAUGGUGAAGGAAGCUCCAGGGCCCAUCAACUUCACAGUCUUCCUGACCAUGUUUGGGGAGAAACUCAAGGGCACAGACCCGGAAGAAACCAUACUGCAUGCCUUCAAGGUGUUUGACACGGAAGGAAAAGGCUUUGUCAAGGCUGACUUCAUUAAGGAAAAGCUCAUGACCCAGGCUGACCGCUUCAGUGAGGAGGAGGUCAAGCAGAUGUUUGCAGCUUUCCCACCCGAUGUCUGUGGCAACUUAGACUACAGGAAUCUGUGCUAUGUCAUCACACACGGCGAGGAGAAGGACUAGAAGAUGCACCUCCUCCAUACCUGGAGUCAGCCAAGACUGGCUGGGUCGGGGGACCAGCGCACGGCUCCCGUUGCUAGCGUGUGCAGGGAAAACAGGCUCCAUCACCCCCGGAGCCCAGGGCUGAAGUGGGAAUAAAUAUCACAGAGAUGU